AUGCUUUCGAGAACCAAGAUUCCAGAGGCAGUCUUCUUCCGGGGACCGACGUCGGCGACGAACCUCCCGCACGUCGCGGCCCUCGUCAAGGAACGGCGGGAAACGCGCCCCAGCCCGCGGCUCUGCGAGCGAUGCCAGGACUGGGACGUCCCCGAAUUCGCCGCCGGCUUCGGCGCCAAGGCGCAUCACUACGUCUGUCUACGGGACAUCCUGCGGAACACGUACCGGUGUCUGGUCUGCGAUGCCAUCGCGACGGCAACCCAAGCCCGCCGGCGGGAGAGUGAAUGGCUGAGUGGGAGCCCAGAUACAUGUGUCUAUGUGACCGUUCAGGGGCCUUUCUUUCUCGAUUCGGGAACCAAAAGUAAUCAGAAGCUUCGACUGGACUUUUCCGUGCCGGAUGAGGUUUCCGUCAGGCUGUUCCUCGAGUUGACCUUGAGCGUCGUGGCGAACAAGCCGUCCUCGUUGUCGUCGUUGUCGUCGCCGGCAGAACACCAGCCCUUUGCAAUCACGCCCCAGUAUCGGCUCAGGUACUCCAUGAACGAGCCUCGCCGCCUGCAUGCUGUUGAAGAUUGGGAGGUGGACUUCUUUGAUGCCCAGAUCCUGAAAGGAUGGGUCGACGGCUGUGGAAUCCUCCACGGCGCGAAAUGUGUCGGGGAGUACACGUCUAUCUGUAAGCAACGAGCAGCUGUGGCUCCUUCGCCGGCCAAGUCUGCGGAGACACUAAACCAAGAUAUACUCAGAUAA
Colletotrichum higginsianum IMI 349063 is the source of this 744-nucleotide messenger RNA. RefSeq lists its product as uncharacterized. The coding region runs from base 1 to 744 and encodes 247 amino acids. The record is from RefSeq and is a predicted model, not a curated record. Lineage: Eukaryota; Fungi; Ascomycota; Sordariomycetes; Glomerellales; Glomerellaceae. The transcript has a single exon.